GUAUAAGGUUAGGCAUAGUUCGCCAUUUUUAUAUUCGUUAUAAAUUACAUUGGACGAAAUUUCUGAAUUUAAGGUUAGUAUCACGUGAUAAAAACAUUACGACAUUUUGUGACUUAUCUCACCAAAAAAAACCAGAUUUUCUACUUUUUUCUCAAAUAAAUUGACUUUAUAGUUGUACCUUUUGAAGCUUAAAGAUGUUUCAAAAUUGGUCAAACUUAACUAAGAACGUGUCGGGUUGGUUAGGGGCAACAAGAGGAGACGAGUCCGAUACUGAAGUUAUCAAGGUUGGUGACGCAACGAUUCCUGAAAAUGAUACUGAAAAAGCAAAGGAACGAUCAACCCCUGAUGUAGAAGAAGCAAAAGAGACUACAGAAGAGACAGGCGAAGCGCCUGGAAUUUCUGAACAACUGGAGGAAGUCUCUGCAAAAGCAAUAAAUUCUGCAAAGGAAUGGGGUAGUUAUCUUAUGACAGUUGGAAAAAUGGUUACCGAUAAGGCUGCUGCAACUGCUAAGAAUGUUAAGAGCACAGUGGAAGAGAAAACGAUUAUCGGAGAUUUUGAAAAAGAACAGGAAAAGUUUGUAACUGAAAAUAAAGAACGAACCAGUAAGUCGGAAGUAGCUGUUCCUCCAUGGAUAGGGUUUAACGAGGAGGAGCAAAUGAAAUCUCAAAUCCUAGCCUUAUCCAGCGAUAAGAGAAACUUUGUUAGAAACCCUCCUUCUGGUGUUCAAUUUGAAUUUGAUUUUAGCACUUCAUACCCAGUUGCCAUGGCCAUGUUACAGGAAGACCAAAAGUUAAAUAAAAUGCGAUUUGAACUGGUCCCUAAACACGUUAAAGAGGAAGUAUUCUGGAGAAAUUACUUUUACAGGGUAUCUCUUAUCAAACAGAGUGCUCAACUAUCUAGUUUGGAACAGGAACGAGAAACCGAACAACCGAUACCAGAACCCAAUUUGAAAAGUUCCACACAAGAGUUGUCUUCAAGUCCUACAGAGCACGAAUUUAUAAGCGAUGACUAUACAGAAUCGUUAAAUGAAGAAGAACUACGAAAAGAUAUGGAACAGCUUAAGGUUAAUGAAAAGGAGGAAAAAGGUAAGGCAGCUCAAGUUGACGAAGAAGAACCAGAAUGGGAUCAACUAGCCGCCGAAUUGCAAGAAUACGAAAUGGUUGCCGAGGCUGACGAUGAAAUCGAUCAGGAAUUAUUGGACCAGAUCGAAAAAGAGACGUCAUCUUAAGAAUCAGCUGAUAAGCUCUGACAAAGACAGUAACUAUUUAAUUCUUCGAUACUGUUUCUUUCUCUUUGGUUAUAUUGGUUCUAUAAAAAGCAAACAAAAGGAAGCAACAAACUCUCUUGAUUGUUUAAUGUAUUCCAGUAGUCAUAUAGUCCAUAUACGACUACACCUUUUAGUUUCUUAAUGCCUUAACUAUGGUUCUUUUUAUCUAAACAUUUUCAUGCUAAAAAGAGGUAUAUACAUAUAUAGAGUAUAUAUACAUAUACAUAUAUAUUAGUAUAUAUACAGUAUAUAC
This is a messenger RNA of Dimorphilus gyrociliatus, 1521 nucleotides long. NCBI's taxonomy places the organism in Eukaryota, Metazoa, Annelida, Polychaeta, Dinophilidae. The record is from the annotation of a GenBank genome assembly.